UCAGUUUUAGGUCCGCCCGUCCGCUGAAAGUCCGUGUAUCUGUCCGCUGGCUUUUGGUCUGCUAGUCGGACUGGUACUGGUCCGAGUGUUAGUAUCGUGCUCGGAGCUUUAGCUUUGUGGCCGCAACCAGUUUGCUGGCAUCGAUCGUCCUUUGCAGGUCGUGCAUGUCGCGUUGGCGUCUCGCGCCGUCCGCGUUCCGUGCUCGAAAUCGCAAUCUCAAACUGAAGUGAACAGAACUGGAGCGGAUUCGGUCCAAAAUUCUGUGCGAUAGUUUUUAGUUGCUGUGCGAAGUCCGCAAAUAUCUCUAAAAUGCGUUGACCUACAGGGAACCAGAUCGAACCGCGAGUGCCAUGCUAAACAAAGUCGCAGCUUGUACGGUUUAAGAUAACAAAUAAAAGAAAUAAAUUUUUACCGGCUCCACACUCUCACUCUCGGUCCACGAGGCACUCCCGACCGCCUCGAUCCCAGUCGAUCGUACUCCCCGUAUCUCAUCGAGUGCUCCGAGUGCUAGUGCUAUAUUCUCUCACUUUGCUUGCAUAACCAAGAGCAAAGCACACCGCGCGGAGGCAGAUCGCAGAUGCAGAUACAGAUACAGAUACUGCUUGUAGUCUAGUAGUGGACCUGGAGAUACUCUAGCGAGUGCAUGCAAUUGGCAUUGUACCCGGUGCUUCUAAAAUCAAAGAAAAGCAGCUAAAUUUAAAAGUGAGACCUAAACUCUAAAUAUUUCUCAAUACUCUUCGGACUUACGCAAUAAUCUAACUUACCAAUAAUUCAAGCAAGACUAAAUUGCAAUAAAAGUUUAUAAUCCUUAGCAAUAUAACUCUCUCUCAUUGAAAAAAAACUUUAAUAAUUUAAAGCCCCAGUGAAAUAAACAGCAAAAGACAAUUAAUAGACACAGAAAAUGCUAAUAAAAACAGCUUAAAGCACGGUUAAAUAAACUCAGACGCUCGAACACUUACAUAGGAUAUUAGAAGCUGGAAUCAUGGUUUCGGAGGAGAACUGGAAUAGCGACACGAUGUCCGACUCGGACAUGAUCGACUCAAAGAACGACGUCUGUGGCGGAGCCUCCAGUUCAAGCGGCAGCUCGAUUUCGCCGAGAACGCCACCCAACUGCGCCCGCUGCCGCAAUCAUGGCCUGAAGAUCACCCUGAAGGGACACAAGCGGUACUGCAAGUUCCGCUACUGCACGUGCGAGAAGUGCCGACUGACGGCGGACCGCCAGCGGGUGAUGGCCCUGCAAACGGCCUUGAGGCGAGCCCAGGCCCAGGAUGAGCAGCGGGCACUGCACAUGCACGAGGUACCGCCCGCCAAUCCGGCGGCCACGACCCUGUUGAGUCAUCAUCAUCAUGUCGCAGCUCCCGCUCAUGUCCACGCCCACCAUGUGCAUGCCCAUCACGCACACGGAGGACACCACUCGCAUCACGGACAUGUCCUGCACCACCAGCAGGCAGCGGCGGCAGCAGCAGCUCCGUCGGCUCCAGCCUCCCAUCUUGGUGGGCCCAGCACGGCCGCUUCUAGCAUUCACGGUCACGCCCACGCGCACCACGUCCACAUGGCAGCCGCUGCAGCCGCCUCGGUGGCUCAGCACCAGCACCAAAGCCAUCCACACUCGCACCACCACCACCACCAGAAUCACCACCAGCAUCCGCAUCAGCAACCGGCCACGCAGACCGCCCUGCGAUCUCCGCCGCACAGCGAUCACGGCGGCAGUGUGGGUGCGGCCACCAGCAGCUCCGGCGGUGGAGCACCCAGUUCCAGCAAUGCUACAGCGGCCACCUCUAGCAGCGGAUCCAGCGGUGGUGGAGGAGGAGGCGGAGGGGGCAGCUCUGGUGGCGGAGCAGGAGGCGGUAGGUCAUCGGGAACAUCGGUGAUCACUAGCGCCGAUCACCACAUGACCACGGUGCCUACGCCCGCCCAAUCGCUGGAGGGGUCCUGCGACUCGUCGUCGCCCUCGCCGUCGUCCACUUCCGGUGCCGCCAUUUUGCCGAUCUCAGUUUCCGUCAAUCGCAAGAACGGCGCCAAUGUGCCCUUGGGCCAAGACGUUUUCCUAGACUAUUGCCAAAAGCUAUUAGAAAAAUUCCGCUAUCCUUGGGAGCUGAUGCCGCUCAUGUAUGUGAUAUUGAAGGACGCAGACGCCAACAUUGAAGAGGCUUCCCGGCGAAUCGAAGAGGGCCAAUACGUUGUGAAUGAGUACUCCCGUCAGCAUAAUUUGAAUAUCUAUGACGGGGGUGAGCUGCGCAACACAACGCGGCAAUGUGGAUGAUAAUUUUUCAUUAACUAGAGUAUCGAAUACUACUUUGCCCCGAUAUUUAUUAUUGUUCAGCAUCACAUAUUAGCCUAAUGCUUCGGUGAAAUCGCGCGAAUUUUUUUAUAACUUAGAGUUGAGUAACUUAGCGUUUUAUGGAGCAAAACCUCUGUAAAUAACUCGAAUUUAUUGGUAAACUAAAGCGCGACUUGGACUAUCUUCCAUCAACAAGCCAAAUAUGUCGAUGUGUGACCGCCGUUCUACGCGUCAGCUUUCUUUCUUCAAUCAACAUUACCCCGUGCUGAGAUGUCUGGCCUCAAAGUUAUUAAUCUCAAUCUACAAUCAACAUUCUCUUCUCUUCAAUCAACAAUCCCCGAACGGAUCUAAUCAACAUGCAACAUAGCCCUUGCCGCCAACGAAUAAUAUAAUUAAAGGACAAAGGACAAAAUUUACUUAACGUUUUCUAAAAAAUAUUCGAAUUGCCCACGCCAAAUCAACGAUCAACAUUUCAACACGUACCGCAUCACAAAUCUGCACAUCGGUUGUAUAGCUUUAGUUUAACCUUAUUUAAGUUUGGCAUUACUCAGUUUAUUGGGCUUAUCACAGUCUAAUUAAAGCCAUUGAAAGCGCCUCACUUCAGUCAUUUAUGCUUUUAUUGUUUACUUAAGUACUUAACUGAAUCUAAGUACAAAAUAAUGUUUCUUUCGUAAGCAGCACUAAAUUGAUCAACAAAGGGGAUCGAGGAGAAAACUAAGAUAUACACACUCAUUCAAAUAGGCUUACAGGCCAAUCUCAAAUUUCUACUCUGCGUGUGAAUUUGUAUCUUAGCAAGGCACACUUGCAUAGUAACCCUUGAAGAAAUGAUCACUACUUUCCGGGGGUCUGGGUAUCAAAACUGUUGUGAGAUAGUGCACAAAUUAUAUAUAUAUAUUUAGGCUAGUGUUUCAUCGAUGUCUUGCGAAACUCUAAUUGUAAUAUUGUAUUACAACGAAAAUUCUCAUUGACAUUGUAAAAAAUAUUGUUACGACCUUAAGUAAGAUUUAGCCCAACGGAAUAUUAUAAAAAGGAUAAACCUGAAAUGUCAGAAAUAAACUAUUUUCCUUAAACAAAAUCGGCCUCGCUGAGAUGAUGAGAUGAGAUGAUGAAUUCGAAACUGAAUCUGAAACUGAAACUUAAGCCCUCGAAUAUGCGAAUUGCCUCACUGAAGUGGAAGUAUCAGCUGUUGUUUGUUUUGUUGAUGACAUUAAACUGGUAACGAUUGCUUUUCAAGUUGUUGCCAUUUCACGAAUCCAUUACCAUUGCACGUCCCAGCAUCAUCAGCUGAAGUUUUGCCGAGUUGGAGUUGGGAGCCGGGAUGAAGGAUGUGGGAUGUGGGACCUGGGAUCUGGGAGCUGGAAGUAACUUGUGUCGCCACUGCUGCUCGGAUCGUAAAUGCAUCAUUAAACCGAAAAAUGCAUGCGAAAAAUUUACGACACUGCCAACACCAUUGCCAAAGGCCUGCACUGCGAGAAAUGCUUUCAGUGAAUUAAUCUUCGAUUUUGUGUUCGUCAUCAGUUCAAAUCGCAUCCAUUUAUAAGUUGUAGUUUACUCACCUUAGAAUCGUAAAUAUUUUUCUUUCUUAUAGUAACUAUUAUAUCAUUAAGUUGUAUAUAAACUAUGGAUUCAUGUUAUAGCUGCCCUAAAUCCAUAGAUUUCUCAAAGUGUGUGCCUGAGAUUCGCAGCUUCGGAUUUAGUUUCUCCAGCUGGGUUAAACGACUCUAGUCAGCCACCAGGUAGCUGCAAUGCUCCGGCCGUAACAGCUCGACAUCGCUCCUCGGCACUAAACACGUCACGAUGAAAUUUCAGGAAUCGCCGGCGAUCUGGGAGGGAGAAUCUCUGGGUUACCUGGUGGGUAGGCAAUGGCGACGUGUAAAUGUGGGCACCAUAAAGCUUAAAAGUGUUUAUGGUUGAAAUGUGCGCAAGUGAGAGAGAGGGAGAGAGGGAGAGAGGAAUCGCCGAAGCGGUAAAGGUAUUUGAUGCCAACGAAUCGAAAGUUUUAUUGCAAUAUUCAAGGUCCGUUAAAAACUAAAUUUGGAAAACCUACCUUUCCAAUACAAGAACCAACCAAGAACCAAGUAAAAAGCUGACCUUAGGCUUUUCAUACGAUAUUUAAUAAUUAAACAAUAAACAAAAUGAUACAUAUCAUGUUCUUCCAAUUCAUAAGGAUAACUAGGUUUCAAAACGAUUUCGUAAUUCUUAAUAAUAUUUUUAAGGCAGGACUUUGAAUCAUGUAUACAUAUUUUACAUUCAUUCACUUACGAUCAAUGAAUUUAUCUUACUUUUGUAAUUAGAUUAGAAACCAUUAAUCUUUAAAAUAAUUCUCUAUGGAUAGUUGAAUAUAGAUAGAUGGAACUUAAUAGAUUGUUUUCAAAUAGUGCGAUGACCAAAUCAUCUCAUGACUCAGAGUAAAGCAAAUUCAUAUGGAAUCCAACCACUCUCCUCGACCCAAUUUUACGACGCACUGCCGCAUCCCUGCGUUGUCAUAUUUCCAGCGACGCCUUUCUUUGUUUUCCCAUAAAAAAUAGACUCGCUAGUAUACCAUUUUGUACGGGGCGCCAUAACGAGCUGCGGGCCGUAUCAUCAUCAUCAUCAUCGUCGUCGUCGUCGUCAUAUGGAGCUGCCCAGCCCAGCUCAGCUCGGCUCAACGAGUCUAGAACAAAUUCCUUGCCACUUUCAUCCCAAACAUUUACCAAUGCUUAUUAAAAACUAUAGGAAAGCGCAGACCGAGCGGCAGCAGGAAGCAAAAAUUUCCAACUUUACGACUUCAUAUUGUGGGCGGAUCGUAAAAUAUUUGUGCAGCGUCAACUUCCACU
Messenger RNA from Drosophila sechellia, 5097 nucleotides. RefSeq names its product transcription factor doublesex (gene dsx). The transcript has 4 exons. The coding region runs from base 983 to 2263 and encodes 426 amino acids. Gene Ontology annotation, cellular component: nucleus. Gene Ontology annotation, biological process: sex differentiation; regulation of transcription by RNA polymerase II. The record is from RefSeq and is a predicted model, not a curated record. Gene Ontology annotation, molecular function: DNA-binding transcription factor activity, RNA polymerase II-specific; RNA polymerase II cis-regulatory region sequence-specific DNA binding. NCBI's taxonomy places the organism in Eukaryota, Metazoa, Arthropoda, Insecta, Diptera, Drosophilidae.